AUGGAUUCUACAGCUGAAGAUCCCAAGACAAUAUACGAAACAAAAGUGGUAUCUUCUUGUUGCGAAGGCUAUCUUUUAGAGAAUGAAAAAUGUAUACCAAUUUGCUCGAAGGGUUGUGAAAAUGGCAACUGUGUGAAACCCAAUCAGUGUGAGUGCGAAAAAGGAUAUAAGUUUUUUGGCGAAUAUAUUUUUCACAGUUGUGUUCCUGAUUGUGGCAAAUGUGAGCAUGGCUUCUGUAGUGGCCCGGAAAAAUGUAACUGUAACUCUGGUUUUGAACUUGUGGGCGACACUUGCCAACCUGUGUGUAAUAAUUGUGAGAAUGGCUCUUGUAAAAUACAUGGAAAAUGCGAGUGUAAUAAAGGUUAUGAAAAAUCUGUAAAUGGUUCAACAUGUAAACCGAUUUGUGAGUCCGGCUGUAAAAAUGGUAAAUGUAUAAAGCCUGGCCAGUGUGAAUGCGACAGAGGUUAUAGCUUAAAUGCCAACAAUGAGUGUGAACCAGUUUGCAUAGGAGGCUGUUUAAAUGGUCGAUGUGUUGGGCCUAAUUUCUGUAAAUGCAAUGAAGGCUUUAAUAUAAUACCACCCUUAACCUGUAAACCGAUUUGUAAGUCUGGUUGUCCAAAUGGUAGCUGUAUAGCACCGGAGACUUGUAAAUGUAAUGCUGGCUAUGAAAUGGACUCUCUACAAAAAUGCCAACCUAUUUGCAAAACUGGUUGUGCCAAUGGUUCAUGCAACUCACCGGAACAAUGUGAAUGUAAUCUAGGGUUUGAAAUGGAUAAGGAAAACAUAUGUCAACCUAUUUGUAAGACUGGUUGCCCAAAUGGCACUUGUAAAGCUCCUGGUUUAUGUGAAUGUAAUGAGGGCUAUAAAAUGAACUUGCAGGGAAAUUGUGAACCUGUUUGUGAGCAAGAUUGCUUAAAUGGCCACUGUAUUAAACCAAAUACUUGUGAAUGUUUGCAGGGUUUUCAGCAAUUAACAGAUGCUGAAUGUGAGCCUAUUUGCCGGACAGGCUGUCCUAAUGGCAAGUGUAUUGCACCCGAAACAUGUGAAUGUAAUGAGGGCUAUAACAUGUCCAGCUUUAAUAAAUGUGAACCAAUUUGUUCACAAGGCUGUUCAAAUGGUCAAUGUACAGCUCCUGAGUUUUGCACUUGUGAUUCUGGCUACUUCAAAGCCACACCCAGUACCUGUCAGCCAGUAUGUGAAUUUGGCUGCUUAAAUGGCCGCUGCAUGGCUCCAAAUAGCUGCGAAUGCGAUAAAGGCUAUCAAAUGAUGAACGACACUAACCAAUGUGAAGCAAUUUGCAGUCAAGGCUGUGAAAAUGCCAUUUGUAUAGCUCCCAAUGGGUGUAAAUGUUAUUUUGGUUAUCAAUCAACUAUCAGCAAUCAUUGUCAACCCAUUUGUGAAUCUGGCUGUCCCAAUGGUUAUUGUAUAUCACCGGAAAUCUGUGCUUGCGACAAGGGUUACAAAAUGAACGCCAAAGAUACAUGUGAACCGACUUGUAGCUCAACAUGUCGCAAUGGUAAAUGUGUAGCUCCCGAAGUGUGCAAAUGUAAUGACCAUUACGAAAUGACUGAUGCUGGUAACUGUGAACCGAUUUGUAAAAAUGGCUGUCCUAAUGGACAGUGUAUAGAACCAGAUAACUGUGUAUGCUUUGAGGGUUACAAAAAACUUUUGACAAAUUCCUGUUUACCAGUUUGUGAAACUGGAUGUCCGAAUGGUAAAUGUGUGGCUCCUGAGAUCUGUGAAUGUAAUCAUGGUUAUGCUAUAUUUGAGAAUAAAUGCGAACCUAUUUGCCUAGAAGAGUGCAUAAAUGCAGUGUGUAGUUCCCCCGAUAAAUGUGAAUGUAAACCGGGUUAUUUUAAAACAUCCAACAGUUCAUGCUCAGCCAUUUGUGAUCGUGGAUGUGUGAAUGGUGUCUGUUUGGCACCCAAUAAUUGUGAAUGUGCCGCAGGAUAUAACAAAACAUCGUUAGGGACAUGUGAGCCCAUAUGUGCCGCCAACUGUCAAAAUGCCCAAUGUAUAGCACCGGAAGUGUGCCAAUGUAAGGAGGGCUACAUAAAAACUCUAGCAAAUAAAUGUGAGCCGAUUUGCUCUAACCCCUGUGAUAAUGGCACAUGCACUAAACCAAACAUAUGCUCCUGUAAUGCAGGUUAUGAACUAAAUUCAGCUAAUAAAUGUUCGCCCAUUUGUCAUCCUGAAUGUUUAAACGGCCAGUGUAUAGCUCCUAAUAGCUGCCAAUGUCACAAAGAUUUUCAACUGAACGAGGAAAAUAAUUAUGAAAGAAUAAAUCCCGAUAAGAGACAACAAACAUGUUUACUUGACUGCCUUAAUGGUAACUGCCUAAAUGGAGAGUGCUCUUGUCCAAACAAUUUCAUCCUAAAAAGUUUUAAGUCACAAGAUAUUUGUCUACCAAAAUGUCAUCAAGAUGAGGAUUGUUUAAAUGGCUUGUGCUCUUCGAAUGGUGUGUGUAAAUGUUUACAGGGUUUUGAAAUUUCCAACCUUACUUUGCAGUGUGAGCAGGCCAAACCUGGCAAAAUGUUAUUUUGGAAACUUUAUAUCAUUUUAAGUUUUAGCUGCAUUUUUGUUUGGAGUAAUUUUUGUACGCGUCUUACUAAGAGGCCUGUUCGAAAAACGGUUAUGAGAAAUGGUGUUCUUGCUUAUCAUACAAUGUACGAAACUAAAACAGUAAAGUAUUGUUGCCGUGGCUAUCGUUUGAAAAAUGCACAAUGUAUACCCGUUUGCUCGAAAGGUUGUGAAAAUGGCAAAUGUGUGAAACCCAAUCAGUGCGAAUGCGAAAAAGGAUAUAAGUUCUUUAGCGAAUUUUCUCGUAAUCGUUGUGUUCCCGAUUGUGGCAAAUGUGAGCAUGGCUAUUGCAGUGACCCGGGAAAAUGUAGCUGUAACUCUGGUUAUGAACUUGUGGACGAAUAUUGCCAACCAGUGUGUAAUAAUUGUGAGAAUUGCUCUUUUAAAAUAGAUGGCAAAUGCGAGUGCAAUGAAGGCUAUAAAAAAUCCAUAUCUUUUGACAAAUGUGAACCAAUAUGUCAGACAAACUGUCCCAAUGGCAAGUGUAUAGCACCCGAAACAUGCCAAUGUAAUAAGGGCUAUAACAUGUCCAGCUUUAAUAAAUGCGAGCCAAUUUGUUCACAAGGCUGCUCAAAUGGUAAAUGUACAGCCCCUGAGUUUUGCACUUGUGAUUCUGGCUACUCCAAGGCCACACCCAGUACCUGUCAGCCAGUAUGUGAAUUGGGUUGCCUAAAUGGCCGUUGCAUGGCUCCAAAUAGCUGUGAGUGCGAUAAAGGCUAUAUAAUGAUGAAUAAUGCCAACCAAUGUGAACCAAUUUGCAGUGAGGGUUGUGUAAAUAGUUUUUGCAUAGCUCCCGAUACCUGUGAAUGUAAUUUUGGUUAUAAAACAAUUUCCAAAAACCAUUGUGAACCCAUUUGUGAAUCUGGUUGCCGGAAUGGUCAUUGUAUUUCAUCCGAAAUUUGUGAGUGUAAUAAGGGUUAUGAAAUGAACUCAGAGAAUGAAUGUGAGCCGAUAUGCGGCUCUGGAUGUCCGAAAGGAAAAUGUAUUGCUCCGGAAACCUGCGAAUGCGAUCAGGGAUAUCAAGUGAAUGGUGAAAAUAUGUGUGAACCUAUUUGUCAACCAGACUGUCUCAAUGGCCAGUGUGUGGCACCAGAUAUUUGUGAAUGUUUCAAGGACUAUAGCCAGUCGUCACCCUACUCCUGCUUGCCAGUUUGUGAAACAGGUUGUCCGAAUGGAAAAUGUAUUUCGCCCGGCAUCUGUGAAUGUGAUCAGGGAUACACAAUGCAGGCAGAUAAUCAAUGCGAACCGGUUUGCUCCAAUGACUGCGAGAAUGGUAAAUGUGUGGCUCCGGAAACCUGUGAAUGUCAUCAGGGAUAUCAAAUGAAUGGUGAACAAAAAUGUAAAGCAAUAUGUUCAGCAGGCUGCGACAAUGGUCAGUGUGUCUCCCCUGAAACUUGUGAAUGCUAUCACGGAUACCAAAUGAAUGACGAAAAUAAAUGUCAACCUGUUUCCCAAAAAUUGGUAGUAGUUUCCUCAGGAUGUCAUAAUAUAAAUUUUAGUUUUGCAAUUUACAUAGAAUAUUUUCUAAUAUUUAUGUAUGUUAUAAAUAAAUUAUAAUAACUAAUAAAGAAAAAUGAGUGCUAGUAA
Calliphora vicina (urban bluebottle blowfly) is the source of this 4167-nucleotide messenger RNA. Its product is annotated as fibrillin-1-like. The record is from RefSeq and is a predicted model, not a curated record. Bases 1 to 4137 code for a protein of 1378 amino acids. Lineage: Eukaryota; Metazoa; Arthropoda; Insecta; Diptera; Calliphoridae. The transcript is spliced from 8 exons.